This is a messenger RNA of Gamsiella multidivaricata, 1941 nucleotides long. RefSeq lists its product as uncharacterized. The transcript has a single exon. Lineage: Eukaryota; Fungi; Mortierellomycota; Mortierellomycetes; Mortierellales; Mortierellaceae. The coding region runs from base 26 to 1876 and encodes 616 amino acids. The record is from RefSeq and is a predicted model, not a curated record.
AUUUUACUUUUCAAACAACCCCAUUAUGUUUAAUAACAUCAACAACAACAACAACAACAAUAACAACAUCAUCAACAACAUCAACAACUGCUUCAGCCAAAUGCUGCCCUCCAUCAAGAACGAUAAUCAGCAGGCUCUGCCUUCCCCAAUGGUCUUUGAAAUCGAGCUGGAUGACUUCCCCAAGGAUUUUACCUCCAGCAACAACGAGGCCAGUGUUAUCUUAUCUUUCACACAGGACGACUCGUCCGAGCUCGAUCGGCUUACCCUGAACAACAAUUACAAGCACUCAAGAGGGUUCCUUCAGGGUCCAGGCACACUCCAUCAGUCUUUUGACUCCACGGAUACAUUUUUGGACUCGAUUGCCUCCCACUCCAGAUUCAGCUCCUCUGACUCUACUCCUGAUCCAAAUGACCCGCACAGAUUUCCUUCGCCUUCUUCGCCCAUGCCCACUGGAGCAUUUGUUUAUCCACUCCAGCUACAACCACCACCGGAUGCACAUUCACAUCCACAUCUGCAACUGCAGGCAAUGCAAACCAUUUGUGCGACCGAGAUGGAUCUUUUCUAUGCCUUGCCUCAGCCUUCAUCCCAUUCAUGGGACCCAUCUUUGGGUAUGCCCCCCUCCGAUUGGACAGCACAUUUAGUGUCCAGUAACGGCGGGUUUGUGCCGGACAACAGGGUCUCGGGGCUCUGUGUUGCUCAGGGCGUUAUCGGUGGCACGUCCUCCAUGCCCGAUUACACGUCAGACCCUAUGUCGUUCUUGAACACCAGUGCGGGGUUACUGACCCCUGGUGCAGGCGAAGGUGUAGGAGGAUAUUCCUCGGCGCGCAAUGGGGGAUCUGUUCAACUGUCUCUACUCACUGGCGGCCUGCAGGCGGACAGUUCUAUGACGGGGGGUAUGGGAGGGUCGAUGGAUGUCAAAGGAGGAGAUGGCGGUGGACUUCACCUGUUAAACAUGAAUGGGUCUCCUGAGGGAUUCGCUGUGGACGAAGAUGCAGGGAGAGCGUUGUUCGCGUCCGAUUGCGACAGCGAUAUCAAUAAUGUUAACUAUACCAGCAACGUCAACAACUUUAACAAUAGCGUGACCCACUGGUUUGGCCACGCGCGGCGUACAUCCCAGCCGUCAAUUCGACGUCAAACCUCGACAUCCGCACUAAGGCCCAGAUUCGACCCCUUGCUCAGCGUCGAUGGUCAGUCCUCUGUGGGAAGAUCAGCCUCAAGUUCCCUGGGACGAUCGUCUUCGGGACGAUCUAGUGGUCGCAUGGCGAGUAUCAACCAUGCUAACAGAUCUCUCCGGACGAAUGAUCCGCCCUUCUUCCCAGCAGUGACCCCUUCGUCAUCGCCGUCACCUUCCUCCUUGACAACGAGCCAACCAGUACCAGGAGCAACAACAACGUUGGCGGCUUUGUCUACCGACAUCCAGGGCCUUGGUAACAGCGUCCAAGGAUCCGGAAGCGCGCCGAUCCCACCAUUGUUGUUUCCUCCUACUUCAUUUGACAUGUCGGGUUUGUCGCUUUCAGCUUCGUCUUUGUCAAUCUCCUCCAUUGUGUCGUCCUCUACAGUAUCAAUUUCAUGUAUGACCCCUUCCCAAUCGAUUGCCUGCCCAGGUACCACAACCGCAGCAAAACCAUUUCACAAACCUCGUGUCUCAAAGCCUGCGCCUCAGUCCCUGGCUCCAUCGUCGUCGUCGUCGUCCCCAGCGUCUCCUUCUCCUUCCUCUUCGCCAUCGUCAGCGUCACCUUCGUCUUCGUCACAGCCCAAGGAGUUUUACUUCGCCAAACCGUACGAACACUCUGAGAUCAAGAUCGAUCGACGCACCUGCAAUAGCAGACAGGAGCUUAAGGAGGCACAAAAGAGGGAUCGUCAACAGAAUCCGUAAAGCACUAUCAAUCAUCGCCCCUUACUGCCACUUCAGUUAUUAUCACUCCCCUGUCUCUCUUCGCG